AUGCACCAACACCUGGCUAUGGAACAACACCCGGCAACCUCCUUCGGUAAUUGGGAGGGAGGUCGAACAUAUGACGAGGAUCCACCAACUUGUAUCCACUACUUGAUCGAGUGGAAGGUCACUCUUAAUAACAGGACAGUGGCGAAAGAUACAGAACAAGACCUGGUUCUAGCCCCUCGACUUCACUGGAGGUUGUUUUUGCAACCGAAGCUAAAGGAGCUACUCGUACGAAAGUAUCCACAUCGAAAACCUGAAUCGGAUAACACUUCUGUUGUCGUAUCCGCCACUCGGCAGAAAGGCCUUACUCUGAGGUUUGAUGGAACCGAUAUUAAUUAG
Molecule: messenger RNA, 336 nt
Organism: Penicillium subrubescens
Lineage: Eukaryota; Fungi; Ascomycota; Eurotiomycetes; Eurotiales; Aspergillaceae
Exons: 2
Coding region: 1-336 (111 amino acids)
Source: RefSeq, a predicted model, not a curated record